This is a messenger RNA of Pimephales promelas (fathead minnow), 3630 nucleotides long. NCBI's taxonomy places the organism in Eukaryota, Metazoa, Chordata, Actinopteri, Cypriniformes, Leuciscidae. The record is from RefSeq and is a predicted model, not a curated record.
UGCGUAGUAUUUCGACGAAAUGUCAUAUGACGCCAAAGGAUGAGAAUGUGUUGGUUUUAUCAUUAUCAUUAUCAAAAUAGCUUAGAAACUGAAAAGUUCUAGCAUAUAUUUCUUGGCAACUAAAACCCACAGCUGCACUAUUAGUUGAGAGACACUGCCAUGUGUCUGCCAAAAAAACUGAUAAAAAUAAGCUGCUAAGAGCUAUAGCCUUGUGGGCAGCGCUUAUUUAUGGUUCAGGCUUAUUAGUACAUUAAAUACGGCAUCAGCGGCUAGUCUACUCGACUUUCAUCACAUGUAUGUCUGUUGACUUUAAAAAAAGAACUACGAACUGUGUCCCGCUUUAAUAUUGAAAAUAUCCCAGCACUGGAGAGACGUUGGAGAGCGGGAAGGGAAGGCCUGGAAAUGAGAACAGAGGUUGCUAUAUUUCUGCUCAAUGUAUGAAGACAAGACCGUAUCAGUAAAGGAGGGAGAAUCUGUCACUCUGAGGACUGGUGCUGAAAUACAAAUCGAUGAUCAUUUACAAUGGAUGUUUGAACCUCAAGAGAAACCCAUAGCUGAAAUCAAAGGCGACACCAGAGAAAUCUCAUAUCGUGGUGCUGAUGGGAGAUUCAGAGACAGACUGAAGCUGGAUGAGAAGACUGGAUCUCUGACCAUCACAAACAUCACAACUGAACACAUUGGAGUCUAUAAUCUACAGAUCAACAGCAGCAGAGAGACGUUGUAUCAAAGAUUCAUUGUCAAUGUUAAAAAUGAAGACAAGACCGAAUCAGUAAAGGAGGGAGAAUCCGUCACUCUGAUGACUGGUGCUGAAAUACAAAACAAUGAUCAUAUACAAUGGAUGUUUGGACCUCAAGAGAAACCCAUAGCUGAAAUCAAAGGCGACACCAGAGAAAUCUCAUAUCGUGGUGCUGAUGGGAGAUUCAGAGACAGACUGAAGCUGGAUGAGAAGACUGGAUCUCUGACCAUCACAAACAUCACAGCUGAACACAUUGGAGUCUAUAAUCUACAGAUCAACAGAAACAAAGGGGCGUUGUAUCAAAGAUUCAUUGUCACUGUUAAAAAUGAGGACAAGACCGUAUCAGUAAAGGAGGGAGAAUCCGUCACUCUGAUGACUGGUGCUGAAAUACAAAACGAUGAUCAAAUACAAUGGAUGUUUGGACCUCAAGAGAAACCCAUAGCUGAAAUCAAAGGCGACACCAGAGAAAUCUCAUAUCAUGGUGCUGAUGGGAGAUUCAGAGACAGACUGAAGCUGGAUGAGAAGACUGGAUCUCUGAUCAUCACAGACAUCACAGCUGAACACAUUGGAGUCUAUAAUCUACAGACCACCAGAAACAAAGGGGCGUUGUAUCAAAGAUUCAUUGUCAAUGUUAAAAAUGAAGACAAGACCGAAUCAGUAAAGGAGGGAGAAUCCGUCACUCUGAGGACUGGUGCUGAAAUACAAAACAAUGAUCAUAUACAAUGGAUGUUUGGACCUCAAGAGAAACCCAUAGCUGAAAUCAAAGGCGACACCAGAGAAAUCUCAUAUCGUGGUGCUGAUGGGAGAUUCAGAGACAGACUGAAGCUGGAUGAGAAGACUGGAUCUCUGACCAUCACAAACAUCACAGCUGAACACAUUGGAGUCUAUAAUCUACAGAUCAACAGAAACAAAGGGGCGUUGUAUCAAAGAUUCAUUGUCAAUGUUAAACAUGAAGACAAGACCGUAUCAGUAAAGGAGGGAGAAUCCGUCACUCUGAAGACUGGUGCUGAAAUACAAAACGAUGAUAAAAUACUAUGGAGGUUUGGACCUCAAGAGAAACCCAUAGCUGAAAUCAGAGGUGAGACCAGAGAAAUCUCUACAUAUCACAGUGCCGAUGGGAGAUUCAGAGACAGACUGAAGCUGGAUAAGAAGACUGGAUCUCUGAUCAUCACAGACACCACAGCUGAACACAUUGGAGUCUAUAAUCUACAGACCACCAGAAACAGAGGGGCGUUGUAUCAAAGAUUCAUUGUCACUGUUAAAAUCGAAUUGAUAUCAUUGGUGGAGGGAGAACCGGUCACUUUACACACUAAUACUGAAAUGCAGAAAGACGAUCUGAUAGUGUGGAUGUUUGGAGAUGAAGGCACUCGCAUAGCUCAAAUGACCGGAAAGAAAAGAGAAACAUUUGGAGGUACUGAUGGGAGAUUCAGAGACCAACUGAAGCUGGACAAGAGGACUGGAUCUCUGACCAUCAAGAGCACGAGAACUGAACACUCUGGGCUUUACAUCCUACAGAUCAGCAACAGAGAAACCACAGGCGAGAUAUUCAAAGUUGCCAUAAAUUUGGAGAAAGUGUCAGCCAAGGAGGGAGAGUCCGUCUCUCUAAACACUAAUGCUGUAAUACAGAGAAAAGAUGACUUACAGUGGCUGUUUGGAGAUGAAAACACUCCCAUAGCUGGAAUCAAAAAAGAUUGGAUUGGAAAGAUCUCCACAUUUGACGUUGGUGAUAGUAGAUUCAGAGGCAGACUGCAGCUGGACGAGAAGACUGGAUCACUGAUCAUAACAAACAUCACAACUGAACACGAAGGAGUCUAUUCUCUGAAGCCCGUCGGCAGUAAAUCCACCGAAAUCAAGAGAUGGAAUGUUACUGUCAGAGUGUUGAAGUCAGUAGAGAUAAGUGGAAGGAAUGUGACUCUAAACACUGACACUGAAGUACAGAGAGAUGAUCUGGUCCUGUGGAUGUUUGGAGAUCAAGACGAUCUCAUCGCUCAACUGACCGGAGAGACUGGAGAGAUGACGUAUGGCAUGAGAUUCAGAGACAAACUGACGCUGAACAAGAACACCGGAUCUCUGAGCAUCAGUGACAUCACAUCUGGACCUUAUAAUCUACGGAUCACCAGCAGCAAGAGGACGUCAUACAGGAAAUUCAGAGUUUUCAAGCCUUGUGAGUCCGAUCCCAAGACGGUGUCAGUGAUGGCGGGAGAAUGUUUAGUUUUAAUCACUGAUUUUAAUGUAGAAAGAGAUGGGAAAGUGGAGUGGAGGUUUGGAGAUAAAAUUCUCAUAACUGGAAUGAAUGGAGGUGGUGAUGAGAGAUUCAGAGACAGACUGGAGCUUCACCAUCAAACUGGGUCUCUCACCAUCAAAGACACUAGAACCAGCGACACUGGAGUUUAUCGUCUAAAUCUCUGCAGCAGAGGUGGAAACAACAUUAGCUGGGAAUGCAGUGUCACUUGUCAAUAGUGAGGAACUCUUCCAAUAUGACUUUUAUUAGUUAAAGUGACUUAAGCCAUUUCUUUAUCAUCGAUUACUUGCUCUCAUGUUGUGCGAAACUUAACUUUAUUUCUUCCGAACUUAGACUUCUAUCUGAACUUAGGUUUCUGAAUAUGUUCAAAACAUUAUUGAGUAAAUACAGUAAAAAAAAAUGUAGACAUGCUAAUUAAUCAUUUGUAUAAGAGAAAGGAAUAGUAUUUGUCUUUCAUUGACUUGGUUUGUAGUGAUGGCAAUUUCAAAACAUUGCUUUAUGAACCGCCUUUACAAAUCGUUAGUUCCGAAUCAAUGGCUCAGCGCAUGCAUCAAACUGCUCGAGUCACGUGAUUUCACUAAACGAGGCUUCAUUCCCAGACAGCAAACUGACAUUGAAUCAACGUGGAAACGACGUCUCUCAUGAGAUUGAA